AUGUCUCUUCAGAUUUUCACCAAUCCGUCUCAUGGUUUAGCUCAGGUAUGCUACUCUAACCGGAUAUCGUGUAAGGCCAGACUGAGUCGUGUUCUCGCCACGCCACCGUCUUCAAUCCUCUUGCAUAUGGACGAAAGCAACGAGUCCAAGAAGGGUUUCUGUUUGAGCGAAGAUUCGAAAAAAGGUUUAAAGAGUCUUCCUGCAGAUUCUUUGCCCAGGCAGGGUAACACGGUGGGGAUCAUCGGAGGUGUAUCAACUGAUUCCACACUGAAUUUCGUUAGGAAACUCGAUGAUUGGAGCUCAAAAGACGGCAAAAGCUCAUUACCAUUCGUGCUCUGCUCUGAUCCUGCACUCAACGAGGAGCUUCUCUUAUACGAAGAGAACUCUUAUCCUUCUCUCUACCACAGAGCAGAGAGUAGUACUCCGGUGGAUCCAGAGCAGAUUGUGGAAAAUCUAAGGAACAAGAGGAGAUCUCUUGAGAGAUGUGGAGCUAAACUAAUCUUGAUGCCGUGUCAUAUUGCACAUACAUGGUAUGAGGAGGUUCGUGAAGGGAGUUCGGUUCCUCUGCUUCACAUGGGUGAUUGCAUUGCUAAAGAACUUGAAGAAGCGAAAAUGAAGCCUCUUGAAGCUGGAAGUCCUCUACGUGUUGGAGUUAUGGCCACUAGCGCCACAUUGUCCGCAGGGUUUUACCAAGAGAGACUCCAGAGAAAUGGAUUUGAGGCGGUGCUUCCAGACAAGGCGACGAUGGAGCACACGGUGAUCCCUGCCGUGGAAGCGAUGAAGAGAAAUGACAUGGAAGGAGCAAGGAACCUUCUGAGGAUAGCAUUGCAGGUGCUGCUGGUGCAGGCUGUGAAUGUGGUGGUGCUCGGUUCUGAUGAGAUGCGGGAGCUUUUACCAGGGGAUGAUCCUCUGCUAAAGAAGUGUGUUGAUCCAAUGGAUGCUCUCGCAAGAUCUGCCAUCAAAUGGGCAGAGAGUCGAUGA
Messenger RNA from Microthlaspi erraticum, 981 nucleotides. The record is from the annotation of a GenBank genome assembly. NCBI's taxonomy places the organism in Eukaryota, Viridiplantae, Streptophyta, Magnoliopsida, Brassicales, Brassicaceae.